Molecule: messenger RNA, 10423 nt
Organism: Chrysemys picta bellii (western painted turtle)
Lineage: Eukaryota; Metazoa; Chordata; Testudines; Emydidae
Gene: PIK3R3
Product: phosphoinositide-3-kinase regulatory subunit 3
Biological process (GO): phosphatidylinositol phosphate biosynthetic process; insulin receptor signaling pathway
Cellular component (GO): phosphatidylinositol 3-kinase complex
Molecular function (GO): protein binding; 1-phosphatidylinositol-3-kinase regulator activity
Source: RefSeq, a predicted model, not a curated record
AAGGGGGGCUGAGGCUGGGGGAGCGGGAGCACUGCACGAAGGACCUUGCCUGGGAAUCUCUCCCCCCGGAAAGGGGCGGCUGGGGGCGCGGGCGGAGACUGGGCAGCUUCCCGGGCACAUCUUUCCCUGCUCUCCCCGGCUGGCAGGGAGCCCCGGGCGGCGGCAGGCGGCAGACGGAGCCGGGACACGCCUGGCCCCGAGGGGUAAGAGGCAGGCACUUUGGCAGGAGUUGCGGCCCCACGGCGAAGUUGUGGCAGCCGGACGCAGGCUGCGCCGGUGGAGGGACGGACCGGGCAGGCGGUCGCUGAGACGGCGGGAUCCCAAGCAGCGUUGGCCGGGAAGACGGAGGGCGUCUGGGCUGGCGGGCGUAUCGGGAAACGUUUGAUUGCACCCGAGCUGGGGGAGAGACGGGCGACCGCAAUCUGCUCCCCGCGCGCAGAGCUGGCAGCGGGUGGCACUGGGAUUAUUAUGGAUGGCUGGGCUGACGGCUGCAUGCUCUUGACCCCUCGGGGCUGCCUCUGAUCCCCGCGCUCCCGGAGUGGGAGGCUGGCAGCCGGAGCCGCGACUCUGGGGGUGCCCGGGGGGAGAGUUAGACAUUCUAGGCACAGCUCUACCGACCUCCUCUCUUCACCCCCCACAACCCACCUCUGAUCCCAGCCCACCACCCUCUCUCAGCCCCUCCCAAUGCCCGCUGGGCCUGGCGGAGAGCACGUGGCGUGCGAGUGACCCCUUGCUGCCAGCUUCCCGCCAUGGCCUCGUCGGACGGGCUGCAGUACCGCGCGCUCUACGAGUAUAAGAAGGGCCGGGAGGAGGACCUGGCGCUGUGCCCCGGGGACCUGGUCACCGUCAGCAAGGCGGGACUGCUGGGCGCUGCCGACUACAAGGAGGGGGACGAGAGGAGCCCCAAGGGCUGGCUGAACGGCUUCAACGAGCGCACCAAGGAGCGGGGCGACUUCCCGGGCACCUACGUGGAGUACCUGGGCCCUGUGAGGAUUGUGCCCGCCGGUCUCAAGGCUCGACCCAGGCCUGUGCCCCCCACCCCCACCAGCCAGCUGUGGGGACCCGCUGGGCAGGCCGAGGUUGCGGAGUUAAGGCUCCCCGAACAAGCACCUCUGAUUGUAAUGAGACUCAUUGAAGCUUUGGAAAAACAAGGCAUCGACAAUGAGGCUCUUUACCGAGCCCCUCCCGGCUCCUUCAGUAACCCUGAGCUCAAACAAGCUCUUCUGACAGAUGCAGCAGCUGUAGACACGGACCCGUUUGACGGGCAGACGUUGGCCGAGGCACUGAAGUGGUACCUCCACGAGCUCCCGUGCCCUGUGAUCCACCCCGCAAUCUACAGCGAAUUAGUCUACACUGCUCAAGAAACCCAGAGCCUGGAAGAGUGCGGCCAGCGGGUGAAGAUGGUCCUGGAGUCGCCCACUCUCCCCCAGCAGCAUGGCCUCCUCCUGCAGCACCUCACCAGCCAUUUCUGCAAAGUGGGUCAGAACGGCAGCAAAAGCCACCUCACCCCCCGGGCCCUGGGGGAGCUCUUCGGCGACGUGCUCUUCCGCCCACCUGCAUCAAGCACGGAGGUGAACUCAGAACACCACGCGAAGAUCAUCGAGGCUCUCAUCGUGGCCGGCGGCGUGGCCAAGAUGCAAGCUGCACCUGCUCUUCCUCCAAAGCCCCCAAAACCGAUGACUCCGGUCAACACAAAUGGAAUAAAAGACAAUUCCAGUUUCUCCUUGCAGGAUGCAGAGUGGUACUGGGGGGAUAUUUCAAGGGAGGAGGUAAAUGACAAAUUACGAGACAUGCCAGAUGGAACAUUUCUGGUGCGCGAUGCAUCAACCAAGAUGCAGGGAGACUACACUCUGACAUUGCGGAAGGGUGGCAACAAUAAACUGAUAAAGAUUUAUCAUCGGGAUGGAAAAUACGGUUUUUCUGAUCCAUUGACAUUUAAUUCUGUUGUGGAGCUGAUUAACCACUACCGCCAUGAAUCUCUUGCCCAGUACAAUCCUAAGCUUGACGUGAAGCUGAUGUAUCCAGUAUCCAGGUAUCAACAGGAUCAGUUGGUGAAAGAAGAUAACAUAGAUGCCGUAGGUAAAAAGCUUCAGGAAUACCACUCUCAGUAUCAGGACAAGAGUAAAGAGUAUGACAGACUAUAUGAAGAAUACACCAGAACAUCACAGGAAAUUCAGAUGAAGAGAACUGCAAUUGAAGCAUUUAAUGAAACCAUUAAAAUAUUUGAGGAACAGUGCCACACACAAGAGCGAUACAGCAAAGAAUACAUUGAACGAUUCCGCAGAGAGGGGAAUGAGAAGGAAAUCGAACGAAUUAUGAUGAAUUACGAGAAAUUAAAAUCACGCCUGGGAGAGAUCCAUGAUAGUAAAAUGCGUCUGGAGCAGGAUUUGAAGAAACAAGCUCUGGACAAUAGGGAAAUUGAUAAGAAAAUGAAUAGCAUCAAACCCGAUCUUAUCCAGCUACGCAAAAUCAGAGAUCAGUAUCUUGUAUGGCUCAAUCACAAAGGAGUGAGGCAGAAGCGAAUAAACGACUGGCUGGGAAUCAAAAAUGAAAAUAUUGAUGAUACUUACUUUGUCAAUGAAGAAGAUGAAAACCUGCCACAUUAUGAUGAGAAAACUUGGUUUGUUGGGGAUCUCAACCGUAUCCAAGCAGAAGAUUUGCUCCGUGGGAAACCUGAUGGAGCAUUUUUAAUUCGAGAGAGUAGCAAGAAAGGAUGUUACGCUUGUUCUGUGGUAGCUGAUGGUGAAGUUAAACACUGUGUGAUCUACAGCACUCCAAGGGGUUAUGGGUUUGCAGAACCAUAUAACCUGUACAGCACACUUAAGGAAUUAGUCCUUCAUUACCAGCAGACAUCCCUCAUUCAACACAACGAUUCCCUAAAUGUCAGGCUCGCCUAUCCUGUCUACGCACAGAUGCCCCCCUCCCUUUGCAGAUAAAUUUUGGGGAGGGGGAAAGUGUUGGCUAUCUUGGAUUCUUUUCUACAGUUUUUAUUAGAACUCUGAGGGCAUUCUUUCUCCUUAGACUGCUUGUUUUGCACAAGAAGUGAUUCUGUGAAUGUGAAUCAAAGAGGCCUAGCAGCAACAAGACGACAACUUGGGUGUAGGUGUCCUGGUGCUACCUAAAGCUCAGCUAUGCUUUUACACUGAUACUUUUGUGUUUCCUUCUGGGGGGAAUGAACUCAACAUAAACACAUCCAAAAAAACUGGAAGCAAAACAUUUUGUGGAGAUAAUUUUUGGCCAGGCACCUUCAGCAGAACUUCUAAUUGGGAUUUUUUUUCUUGUUCUUGUGGAGACAAUUUUGAAGCCUCUAUUGAGGCAUCAGUAACGUCUUUCAGUCUUAAACUCCAAGAAACUAGGGGGGGAAACUCUAUACAGCAAUGCGCUCUCUGUUAAUUUUAGCAGCUUCACUGCAAUUCAGCCGAACUUCCAAAUGAGGGCUUAUCUUGAGGAGGCGUGGAAUUUGGUGAGAGAAGACCAAAGGAAUUACGGGAAAGCUUCAGGUUGUUAUUUAAAAGGAAAAAAAUCCUUAUAAAGAAAAGUUGCUUUAUUUUUUACCAACAGUAACAAAGUUUUGGUUUCAACCGCACUACAGGUCUUCGCUUAAAGGAAAUGUUGUUUAUAACCAAAUUGAACCCACCAAAACUUUGUUCGUUGCUGGAUUGAGCACUUAUGGGGGAAGGUUGCAUUAGCAUCUACAUAUACUUUCUACACCAAAACUUGAAACAAAUAAAAGGAAAAGCUAAAACUUCUUGUGUGGUUUUGAAAACUCUAAUCUGUCUGAUUUGAUGUAUUUGCUCCUCCUCCCUCUCCCCUCUUCCAUGGUUUUUUUUGUUUGUUUGUUGUUUUGGGACACUUCUUUCCAAAUCUUUUAGAUACUAUGCUUUGGAAUGUAAACCAGAAUGAAGCUGGCCACUCAUGUUUUGUGAGUUCUGUUGCUGAAUGAUUAACUAUUCUUUUGAAACCCUUGUAACUUUUUUGUAAUGUAAGUAUAAAGAAAAGGUGCAAUGCAGUGCUUCUGGAUGGCUUCUUAUACCAAAUAAUUACAUGAAGACUAGUCCUCAGAUUUUUUCUAUUAUAAAUAGUAUGCUCAUUCGUACAAAUGCCCUUUGACUUGUUCACCAAGGACCAGAUUCUGAUUUCCGUUACUCCACUGAAGUCAGGUACUCAAGAUUUUAUGCUAGUAGAAUCUAGUUCCGCUAUGGAUGGCCAUGUUUAGUGUUGAGCAAUAAUAAAAAAUUAACCUGCAUUAUUUGUAAACACAGCAGUCAGAUAAGUAGUAGCCAAAUGAGGAAGUGGAUCUUCUGCUAUGAGACAGGCAUAGACUAUUCUAAAAACUACACGUUCUCUUGUGCCAUCUGCUGAAGCAUCUGAUACUGUCAGAUGCUGGGUAGGCAGACCCUGGGUGUGACUUGGUGCAGCAAUCCUGUGUUCCUAAAAUGCUUAAGCCCAGGAAUAAUUGCACUUGAAGAGAGAUGUAGGUUGUCCCUAUUAUAUGCUUGACUCAGUAUUUUGAUUUGCUCCUACUGAGUCUCUACAAUGGAAAACUGAAUGAGGUAAGAGUAGCUUUGUUUGGCAACAAAGCACAAAUGGCAAAGUAAUUAUUCCGGGUGUGGCCUUAGAAUUAAAUUUUUGCUGUUUUUAGUGGUAGCAUUUUGUUUCAUACCCACUGUAUGUAAAUUGCACAGGCAAGGAAACAGUCUAGUGUUAAGACACAGGACUGCAAGUCAGGAGCCCUUGGGUCUGUUCCUGACCCUGCCACUGACUUCUUGUUUGAACUUGAACCAUCUAUAAUCCCUACGGAAUAAUGGCAAGGUUGUUGAGGCUUAAUUAAUGUUUACACUGAGAAAUCAAACAAAGGCACUAUAAAAUACUGUUAAGCAGAGCAUUAUUUAUUCAUGAGUAGGGCUGUGACAGAUCUUGAACACUGAUAAAUAAUAGUGGAAAGGGCAAUUUAGCUUGCUUGGCAUGUCCAAGCAACACUUUAUUUUGCACUAAUGUGCCGCUGGUUAAACCCAGCUGCUGGUUAACCAGCUAGAAUGUGAUCUUCAAAUGAAGAAUUGUCAAGGCUUGAAAAGCCCCACAAACUGAAGCUGGUAGAUGUUUCAUGUGUUAGUCUCAUUCUCCUCUCACAAGGCCCCAUGCCAAAUGACCCAGUUUCCCUUGUUUGGCUACUAUGUUGCUGGUAAAAUGUCUGUCCUAUUCAGCAAAAACCUAGAUUCGCUGUUCCAGUUGUAGGUCAGAAAUGGACUUUUUUUUUUUUUAAAUAAAAGCAACUUGCCACAUCUCUUAAGUUACGGGUAAUCCAGUGCCAGCAAAGCAUCCUUCUCAUGCUUUAUUUCUUGCCCCUCCAGCAUUCUCCCUGCUGUUGGUUUCAAUCUAGACUACACACAGACUGGGUAGAUUUUUCAAAGGCCCAGAAAAUCUACUGCAUUACAUCAUGAGCCUUCUCUUACUUCCACUGGAAACUCUAGUGGAAUCAAUGGAGUUGUUCCUCAUUCUCUACUCACUCUGGUGAGAAUCUGCAAACUGUGAAGUGUCUUGCAAUCUGAACUGUGACAUAGGUUUUCAUAUUAACCAAGCAAAGGUCAAUUAUUAGACUAAAUCCUGGCUCAGUUUCUCAGCACCGCUGGCUGUGGUGCAGGAAGUGGAACUACUUCUGAAGGUUUCUUGUAGUUGAAUCUCACUGAGCUUGUGAUGUGUUAGGCCAGAUUUCACUCUUGGUUAUGCCUGUCUAAAUUCCGAGUAAUUCCAUUGGCUUCUGUGAAGUGACUUUGGCUUUACAGUGGGCUGUGAAUGAACUCAGAAUCUGCCCCCCCCCCCCCCCCAUUUCAAAUUUCUUCACCCUUCACAGGUGCUGCAUUUUUAUGAGCAAUACAUCCAUCCAGAAAGCUAAAAGCCAUCUAGAAGCAUUUUAAUUCUUUUCCCCCCUACAUUUCAGAUUAGGACUAUAUUCAAAUUAAAACCUAAAAGUUCCUCACUUUCUCCAUCCCUAUCUCCCUGAUGACUCCUGAUUUGUCCAUGUGCCUUUUUGCACUUGAUUUAGGCACACGAGUUACAGCUUGCUAGUGUUUUACCCAUUUUAUGGUCACACAUGCCAUUGCACACCUCCUUUUGCAUCAGUUUUUGCACUUGUGGCAAGUGAAAAAUGGGUAUAAAACCAAGUGAAAUACAUAGCAGGUAUAAUCCACUAGGGGGCCUGCUCCUGCUCCCAGUCACUCCAGUUGGCCUGAUCCUACUCACUCACUGGUAUAAAACCAGUGUAACCCUGUUACGCCGCACAGAGCCACUCCUUUCAUGACUGAAAGAGAAAUUGGAAUUAGGCUCAAUAUGCAGGAUUGGGCCCUAGUAUUAGCUGUUAACAAGCUUAAAACAAAUGCAUAAGAGAGAACAUAAGGGCAAAAGAAAGGGAGUAAAAUAAUUUUUUUUUUCCAAAAACCAGAAGACAAUAUGCUCAUGUGUGACUAGAGUGCAGAAACGUUCUGGUUUCAAGGGUCAAAAGAUAGGGAACUUAUGCUCAGUUUAUUGGAGCAGCCAUUUCUUACCUGACUGCAGCUAGAGUAGUACUGAUCUCACUGACCCAUAUUGUAUUAAGUAUAUAUAUAUAUAGAUUUAAAUAAAACUUUUUUUUGCACAGUGUUAAAUGGGGGAAAUGAUAUUGAGACUUUCUAAUAUGCAGUUUCUUCUAUCUGUUUGAAGUAUAUUUGCAGGGAACAGGGGUGAUUCAGUAUUUUGCUUUUUCGCAAAUGGGGAAACCAGAUCUACUUCCACAGUUGCCAUUGUGCCCACUGUACACAGCACAUCAGCCAAGAACGUUGUGUUGCUGAAGUUCCUAAACUUCCAACUCUCCUCCCAUUAGUUCCUUUACCAGUCACGUCUUACUGUGAACAAGUGAGGAGUGGGGGUGUUGAGAUGAGUUGGUAAGAUGCAGUUUGAAGCUGCUGCAAAGUUUUCCCAACGAGCACAGGUGCAGCCUAAAAACAAGGGUGUCUCAUUGAGUAUUUGAACCACCGUGUAAUAGAAUAUGAACAUAUAUGGUGGUGCGUUUUCCAGUUAAAGGGGGAGAGAAGUUGUCUAAACUGUUCCUGGAAGUGAUGGCGCGAUGCCUGCCAUGUACCACAUGUCCCUAGGUCUGUACUGGGUUCUGAGGCAGUACAACUCUCUGCACCAAGAUCAAACAUGGUUUCUCCAUGUGCGUGCACACUUCCAGAGGUAGAAAAGAAAUCCUCAAUCAAACUAAUGACCCUAUUCUUUUCUCACUUACACUGGUGUAAGCAAGCGAUUCCAUUGAAGAAAAGCUGUGUAGGUGAAAGGAGAAUCAAGCCCAUCUACUUUACAUGAUACCCAAAUCUCAGGCUGCACUCAUGUCACAGAAGGACAGAAAUCAAAGCAAAUCUUGGCCUCUUUAAAGCCAAGCAGCCAUAAUGGAGACUGUGGAAAUGAAUGGUGACGCUUUCAGUGCAGUUGUAAGGGCUGGGGAGAAUCUCGGUUGCCCUAACAUUGCUGUGUGUGCAACUUGGAUGGCAACACGUCCAGUAACUCAAUACUAUGGCUGUUUAAAACAGCAGAAUUGCUAAAGGUGUGUCACUUGGAAAAGCCCCUUAUAUUUGGUACUUGAACAAUCUCUUUUCUGUUGUUUGAAUGUUUGUUUUUUCUGUAACGGGGAAUGAAAAUCUGAAAUGUUAGUGAGGCUUGUAAGUGCUGCAUUUUGCAGACAUCAAACAGGUACUUUUUUGUGGGUGGGGGGAGGGUAAGAGAGGUUCAAAAUGCAGUUUUAACAGCACUAUGGUGAAGUGGCGUUUUGUUUUCAACCAUAUUCUAGAAUCCUACAUUCUUUUGUUUUUCUUCCGACCUUAAUGUCAGCUUUGUUUACAGCAGAGUCAAAAUAUAUUCCUGAAAGAACAAAGACUCAUGCCAGUUUUUGCUUCAAAUGGCAAAUUUAAGUCAGAUGCACAGAGGCUUUAGUAAGUGAGAGAAUGGGUUGAAAAUCUGGGCUCAGCUUCUUGAACUUCUGAUUGUAGUUUGAGCAGGAACGGACAAUGCACUUGAACAGGACUCCUGUCUUUAGUCACAAAAGAUUAGAUGCCAAAAUGAUUCUAGUCUCAACGUUUGCAUAGAAAGCCUUGGAAUAAUUGGUUAUACAUUUUAAAAAGUGUGUGUUUUAAAAAGCAGUUGGGAUAGUGAUGAAAGUCUUAAAGGACUUACUCAACUAUUUUUACAAAGAUCUCCUGUUGGUAUUUGAAGGAACUUGCAUUGCGGUCCCACUAGUUUCCUUUUGGCACAAUCUGGGCAGGCAAGAGGAGAGAACAAAGUCUCACACACACACACACACUCACUCUCACUCUCACUCUCACUCUCUUUCCCCUCCCCUCCCUCCCUCCCUCCAAAUAAUAACAGGACAUGUUGGUAAAGCAAUACAGCUAAUUAUUCUAUAUGGCAGGAGUAUGUUUUGACAGUGCUUUAGAAAAAUUUGUCCAAACUUUUGCAAAGCUUACAUUCUGUGGCCAGAAAUAUUUUCUGCGGGAGGGGAGGGAAGAAUUUUGAAAGCCUUUUAGAGGCCUUACCAUUUGUUCCACAGGACUGAGAUUGAGGAUUAUCCGUGUGUUUUGUGAGCUGUUCUAAAAGAUGAUGGUGCUUAAAACACUGGUCUUUGGGGCUGGCUCCAUAUGUUUAAUGCAGCUCUCCUAUUCUUCACUUUUGGCAGUAGACCCACCCCCAUUCUGUGGCUAAUGCAAACGUAGCAUUGGUUUAGAAUUUGACUUAAAAUACUUGGCAUGCAGGCUUCUGCAGCAAAUGAAGUACAGGCGUCUGUUCUAUUUGGUCAAUAGAAAUAAUGGCUCUCUCUGAUCAAUCAGUAUGAGACAACGUUUUCAAUUAGGCGUUGAUUUUUAAUUUCCUCUGAUUUUACCAUUUGAUGUUGCUGGAAUAGUGGCUUUAACAAGUGAGAGUGUAUAUUUUUUUUCUGUAAAUUCACCACCACUCCAUUAAAUGUGCUUGCUGGGUGGUGGUGUGAUCAUAGAAUGGGCUUGACUUCAUUUGGAAAAACAAUUGUGUUUAAAAAUGACAUAGCCAUGGCCAGGAACCAAAUUAACCCCCUGGUAUAAAUCUAUUCACCUCAGUGGGGUUACCGCCCCAUUUAUGCCAGCAGGGAAAUUAGCCCUGCGGAUCGUCAUUGAAGUAUAAUGUGUGUAGAUUGUUUUGUUGGGUGGGUUUUUUUGUUUUUGUUUUGUUUUUGUGAGUGACUUUUACAUCGUAUAAGAAUACAGUUGACUAAACCUGUUAAUUUUGUAUGUUUGGCAGUUUACAGCACCAUGGGAUUGUAACAGUCUGCAUCAUAUCUGUGUGUGUGUAUAUGUACUGUAUGUAUAUAGCUCUAUGUAAAAUAUAUUCACAUACACAUUUAUAUGCAUUAGCCAUAAGUGGCACUGCCCCUUAAAACUGAAACAAAAUUCACUAUUUGCACGUUUUUACACACAUUUAGACAAAGUUGGGUUUGUUUUCUUCAAAUGAAAAGGGUUUAUCAGGAACAUCUUGACAAUGUGCUUUUGAGAGUCUAGACUAUGAUUUCUUUUUUAAUUGGAUUGUUUAGAAGUUUUUUUAAUUAUUUACUCUGGGACAAGAGCAUUAAAAUGUGUUCAAAGCAAAGGUUACUUUAAAAAAAAACCUCUUGUUUUCCUUCAAGAUGCAGUAAUGUUUGCAUGUUUUAAAUCAAUCUAACCAAACUCCUGUCUAGAACUAAUGUGCAAAGGAGGAUAAUGGUAUGUAUCACUUUGAAUGCACUGGUUAGAUGAAGGCAGGUCUCAGUUCAAACCAUGACUGUAUGUUUGGUUUUUGUAGUCCGGACUGAAAUGAUAGCACACACUCCUUUGUAUAACCUUUGUGUUAAUGUUGCAUUUUUUAAUCUGAUUUUUUUUCUUCUUCUAAGAGAUACUGCCUCUGUUUAGAACCGGCUUCUCAUGAAGCUGUUGGAGGGCGGGGGGGUGUUUUUGUUUUUGUUUUUUCCUCCAUAUGAAUUCCAGCAUGUAACUUUUUGGUACUCUUGUUGUUAUUUGUGUAAAACCUGUUCUGUCGUUUAUGCUGUAGUUUAAAAAAAAAAAAAGGAAUUUGUGUAGUUUAACUUUUAAAAAGAAACAAACUGCUUCAUAUGGAAACUAAUUGUAUGUUAGUGUUUUUGGACAAGUCAUACUGUAGUUUCUAGAUCAGUAAUUCAACAUUGUACUUGUCACCAGAUGUGUUACGAUUUUGCUGUAUUUUUUUUAAUAGAUGGUCGGGCUUUUAAAUCCCAGACACUAAACAUCCUGGGCCUACUUGCUCUAGAUUUUAAAAAAAAAAAUGCAAUAAAAAAUUGCAAUAAAGCACAUUUACAUGUAAUGUUUUAGAAGGAUGUACUGACAGCUGUUUCUAAUAAAUUCAGAAAUGCAGCCUA